Messenger RNA from Capsella rubella, 909 nucleotides. RefSeq names its product GDSL esterase/lipase At1g31550-like. NCBI's taxonomy places the organism in Eukaryota, Viridiplantae, Streptophyta, Magnoliopsida, Brassicales, Brassicaceae. The transcript is spliced from 4 exons. The record is from RefSeq and is a predicted model, not a curated record. The coding region runs from base 1 to 909 and encodes 302 amino acids. Gene Ontology annotation, molecular function: hydrolase activity, acting on ester bonds.
AUGGCAUCGGUAGAUUCUCAUGUGUUGAUGAAGCUGGUUGGCCUUUUCUUUUCUACUCUUUUUAUCACUAUGGUAAGCUCGGAAUCGGAAUGUCGUAAUUUCGAGUCGAUCAUCAGUUUUGGCGAUUCAAUUGCCGACACCGGAAACAGGCUUGCUCUCUCAGAUCCUAACAAUCUUCCUUUGAACGGAUUUUCACCGUACGGAGAAACUUUCUUCCACCAACCAACCGGUCGUUGCUCUAAUGGCCGCCUCAUCAUUGACUUUAUAGCUGAAUUUUUGGGACUUCCUUACGUGCCUCCUUACUUCGGAUCCAAAAAUAGAAACUUUGAGAAAGGAGUAAAUUUUGCAGUAGACGCAGCAACGGCAUUGGAAAGUUCUUUUCUCGCGAAGAGAGGAUACUCUCCUACUCACAACUUCAGUUUAGGAGUUCAGAUUAAGAUCUUCAAGGAGAGUUUACCAAAUCUUUGCGGCUUGCCACCAGAUUGUAGAAAUAUGAUUGGAAAUGCUUUGAUUCUCAUGGGAGAGAUUGGAGGGAAUGAUUAUAAUUUCCCAUUAUUACAACUCAGACCCGUUGACGAGGUCAAAGAGCUUGUUCCGUUGGUGAUUAGUACUAUUUCUUCUGCAAUUACGGAGUUGAUUGGUAUGGGGGGAAGAACAUUUCUGGUGCCCGGAGAGUUCCCUAAAGGAUGCUUGGUAGCAUAUUUGACAUUAUAUCAAACAUCAAAUAUGGAAGAAUAUGAUUCUUUCGGAUGUCUGAAAUGGCUGAACAAGUUUGGAGAAUACCACAACGAGCAGCUUCAGGCAGAACUCAAGAGACUCAGGAAGCUCAACCCUCAUGUCGACAUCAUAUAUGCUGACUAUUACAAUACUUUGUUGCGCCUUAACCAAGAACCAUCCAAAUACGGUUAG